AUGGGAACUACUAAGAAAUACAAUAUACUAACUAUUUCGAUAAGAAUAUCUAUUUCGGAUCUGUGGAAAGAUAGGAAAGCAGUCAUUGCCUUUGGUCGUCAUUUUGGAUGCGUCCUUUGUCGCAUAAGAGUUGAUUAUCUUGCAGCUAAGAAGGAUAAGAUGGAUGCAACUGGAGUUGCACUUGUUUUAAUUGGUUGUGUUAAUCAGGCAAGAGUAUUCUCCGAGCAAACAAAGUUCAAAGGAGAGGUUUAUGUUGAUACAAGCUAUAGUUCUUAUGAGGCUUUGAGAUUUGUGUCAGGCAUUACAACCACAUUACCCAGGGCAGGUCUGAAAAUAAUUCAAGCAUACAUGGAAGGCUAUAGACAGGAUUGGGAGCUUUCUUUGAAAAGGACACCAGGCCAUGAGGGAGAAAUUAUUGUUGCAGGUCCCGGUAAAAAUAACAUCACUUACAUACACAAGGACAAAGAAGCAGGGGAUGAUCCAGAUAUCAAAGAUGUCUAUUAAUGAAGUCACUCUGCUCCUACCAAUGCAUAUUUUAUGUGUACAUACAGACACAAUAUCUAAAUGUAUCAUUGUAUAUGUUUAUCAUAAUUAACAGAAAAAGUUCCAGUA
Molecule: messenger RNA, 612 nt
Organism: Lycium ferocissimum
Lineage: Eukaryota; Viridiplantae; Streptophyta; Magnoliopsida; Solanales; Solanaceae
Product: thioredoxin-like protein AAED1, chloroplastic
Molecular function (GO): antioxidant activity
Source: RefSeq, a predicted model, not a curated record